Messenger RNA from Acaulospora morrowiae, 621 nucleotides. Lineage: Eukaryota; Fungi; Glomeromycota; Glomeromycetes; Diversisporales; Acaulosporaceae. The record is from the annotation of a GenBank genome assembly.
AUGUCAGAGUCUCGCCAUAAAAAACCUGUUCUUUAUUCGUACUUUCGAUCAUCCUGUAGUUGGCGUGUGCGCACUUGUUUAAAUUGGAAAGGGAUCGAUUAUGAGAUCAAGCCUGUAAAUUUGUUGAAAGAAGAGCAGGAAGUUCCAACUUUGGAAAUUGAUGGAUUGGUGUUAACCCAAUCAAUUGCGAUAAUUGAAUAUCUUGAAGAAACCCACAAGGAGAAUCCUCUGUUACCUGAGGACCCUGGAGAAAGAGCUUUGGUUAGAUCGAUUGUGCAAGCAAUCGCGAGCGAUACGCAACCGGUAACAAACUUGAGGGUCAUUAAAUACGCUGGAGAAGAUCACAAAGAAGAAUGGGCCAAACAUUGGAUGUCUGUCAUGUUUAAAGGAAUCGAGGAUCAACUGGCAAGAGUGGCGGGUGAUUAUUGUGUUGGCAAUAAGGUGACACUUGCUGAUGUCUGCCUAGUGCCACAAGUUUUCAAUGCUCAGAGAGUUAAUGUCGACAUGACACAAUUCCCAACUAUUCAAGCCAUUGCCGAUAGAUUACUCGAACUGGAGGCAUUUAAAAGGGCUCAUCCAUACAGACAAAUCGACUGCCCCGCGGAUCUUAAAGAAAAUUAG